CUGGCAGGAGGACGGGUGUUAGGCUACAGUGAGUGGGAUGUUCACCGCGUGGUCUUUUUCUUUGAUAAGUCGCGGGUCUUUUCCGGAGUGAUAAAGGGGGAACUCGAGUUUCGUGGCUCCUGAGGAGUGCAAAGUAUAACUGCAUUUAAAAGGCGAUCUCAGCCAAGAGAACAGAACAUGUUGGUAUGGAGAAGAGGCAUUUGAAGUAAAGACUGAAUCUACAAACUGCCUUUCAGCAGAGUACAGCACAUUCUUCCGACAGUGUUCUGUGUGUUUGUACUUUGGAAAUAUUCUCUAAUUUUGCACCUAUUUCACAAGAGAAUGGCAUUUCAGUUCAACUUUUCUAUAGAGAACACAGACGAAAGCAGACUAGGAGCACUUGAAGACGAAAGACCCCAACGUGAAUUGAAACAGGAAUCUUUAACCCUCUCAGACAAGCAAGAAGGCCUGGCAGGAAACAGAAAUGAUCCAUCAUCAGGAGAAGAUACGUUUAACCAGGAACUUUUAUCUGAAAGGCCUGUUCAGGUGGCAGAUCACAGCUCUUUGAAUAGACACCAUGACAUAACUUUGCCAGAGAUGUUUUCUUGUCCUGCACCUUCCAAGGCUCAUGAUGUCCCUAAAGAUGUCUGCAAAGUCUUAGAAAAUAAAGUUGUAGAGACACUACCGGGCCAUAUGAAUAUUUAUGUGGUGAAAGCAGAACUCACAAAUUACUCCCACGGAGACAGCAUCCUGACUAAAAGCAUUUCUUCUCACUCAGAUCUAAUCACUGGUGUCUAUGAGGGAGGUCUGAAAAUAUGGGAAUGCACAUUUGAUCUGAUAGACUAUUUUUCAGAAGCGGAAGUUCAAUUUGCAAAUAAAGUAGUUUUGGACCUAGGCUGUGGAAGUGGGCUUCUGGGAAUCACUGCGUUGAAAGGAAAUGCGGAAAUGGUCCACUUUCAGGACUAUAACGGUGUAGUGAUUGAAGAAACAACUCUACCUAAUAUACUGGUAAACUGCAUUUGCAGGAAUGGUGAUUCUGGCGGAAUUACAGGUUCGUCUCUAGAGCAGUGCCAGGAAAGAGACUUUGACCAUGACUUAAUUUCUAAGUGCAAGUUCUUUUCUGGGGAAUGGUCAGGAUUUAGGCACCUUUUACUAAAUAGCGGUUCACCCUUGACCAAAUAUGAUCUCAUAAUCACGUCAGAAACUAUUUACAAUCCUGAUUACUAUGACGCUUUGCACGAGACACUUUCAGAAUUGCUAAAAGCGAAUGGCUGCAUAUACUUGGCUAGCAAAGCCCAUUAUUUUGGGUGUGGAGGUGGGGUCAUGCUCUUUGCAGAAUUUGUCAAAAAGAAAGGUGUGUUCAGUUCUAGAACUGUUAAAAUUGUUGACAAGGGGCUGAAACGGUUCAUUAUUGAACUGGUGUUUAAGAAUCCCUCCUAAUGUGAUCGCAUCACAGAUGUCAUUAAUAAAGAGAUACUUGAUUCUUGGCA
Messenger RNA from Sphaerodactylus townsendi, 1469 nucleotides. RefSeq names its product methyltransferase like 18 (gene METTL18). Gene Ontology annotation, biological process: peptidyl-histidine methylation, to form tele-methylhistidine. Lineage: Eukaryota; Metazoa; Chordata; Lepidosauria; Squamata; Sphaerodactylidae. Gene Ontology annotation, molecular function: protein-L-histidine N-tele-methyltransferase activity. The coding region runs from base 322 to 1419 and encodes 365 amino acids. The transcript is spliced from 2 exons. The record is from RefSeq and is a predicted model, not a curated record.